CCCUAGCCUUUCUCCAUAUUAUAAAUGCCAUGCAACGCCCAAAUUAUCAACUAGUGAGGAAGAUCAGAUACCCCAAUCACAAAGCUAGCCAAUAAUUAGCCCAAAAACUGCAAACAUUCUAUAUAACAUAGACAACUAUAACUAUGAGGCUUACUGCAAUUCGAGCAGCUACACAACCACACACUCUCCCUUCUACCUCCAAACACAGCCCAACUUUCCCCUCACAGUACUCCAAAACCCCUACCUUGCCAUUUAACAAGUCUCAAAUCUCAUGGGGUAAUCUGAAACAAGAUAAAGACCAAUGCCACUCUCCUAAACUAGGCCAAAAUUGGAUGCAAUACAUGGGAUUCAACCACUGGGAAUGCUUGCUCGACCCUCUUGAUGACAACCUACGAUCAGAGAUCCUGAGGUACGGCCACUUCAUAGAAGCUGCAUAUCGCUCCUUCGACUUCAACCCCUCCUCUUCCACCUACGCCACAUGCCGCUACUCCAAGGCCUCGCUCCUCGCCCGAACCGGGAUGAGAAAACCCAGCUACAAGGUAACCAAGAACCUCCGCGCCACCUGCGGGAUAAAGCUCCCAAAAUGGAUCGAUAACGUAUCCAAACUACCACACAUCCGAUCCAGAUCAAGCUGGAUCGGGUAUGUGGCAGUCUGUCACGAUAAGAAGGAAAUCGCACGCCUCGGCCGGCGUGAGAUAGUCAUAGCUCUAAGAGGAACCGGCACUUGCUUGGAAUGGUUCGAAAAUCUACGCGCCACCCUCACAACACUGCCAAAUCACAUGUGUGGUGGCUGUGACGGUGACGGUGACGGUUGUGGUGGUGAAGAUGAUGAGUGCAUGGUGGAGAAUGGUUUUUUGAGUCUCUAUGUUUCCAAAACAGAAACAAGUCCAAGUUUGCAGGAGAUGUUGAGAGAAGAGGUUGAAAAAUUGAUUAAAACUUACCGUGAUGAGCCACUUAGCAUAACUAUAACCGGUCACAGUCUUGGAGCCGCACUCGCGAUUCUGAGCGCGUACGAUAUAACCACCACUGUAAAACACGCGCCGUUAGUAACGGUAAUUUCCUUCGGUGGGCCCCGCGUGGGUAAUGAUGAGUUCAGGAGACAGUUAGAACACAGCGGGACGAGGAUACUGAGGAUUGUAAAUUCUGAUGAUGUCAUCACAAAAGUGCCGGGGCUCGUGGUUCGAGACGGUGAUGUGGCGGGUGAUGGUGUCCACGUAGGUAGCUUACGUGGCUGGCUGAGACGGCGCGUGGAGGACAUGCAGCUGGUGUACGCUGAUGUCGGACAGGAGCUGAGGUUGAGUAGCAGUGACUCUCAAUCGCCGUACCUGAAGGGUGGAGAUGUCGCCACGUGUCAUGAUCUGAAGACGUAUCUUCACCUGGUGAAUGGGUUUGUGAGUUCAUCGUGUCCUUACAUGACCGAAGCAUGGCUUUGA
Messenger RNA from Lotus japonicus, 1433 nucleotides. RefSeq names its product phospholipase A(1) DAD1, chloroplastic-like. The transcript has a single exon. The coding region runs from base 144 to 1433 and encodes 429 amino acids. The record is from RefSeq and is a predicted model, not a curated record. Gene Ontology annotation, molecular function: glycerophospholipase activity. Gene Ontology annotation, biological process: lipid metabolic process. Lineage: Eukaryota; Viridiplantae; Streptophyta; Magnoliopsida; Fabales; Fabaceae.